Aegilops tauschii subsp. strangulata is the source of this 1798-nucleotide messenger RNA. The record is from RefSeq and is a predicted model, not a curated record. Lineage: Eukaryota; Viridiplantae; Streptophyta; Magnoliopsida; Poales; Poaceae.
AUUUAUGUUCUACAAGAAAAACUUUAUGCUUUCCUCAUUCGGUAUGUGUGUAUCCAGUAGUGUUGAUUCCAAGUUUCGGGGUGGGUGGGCUAUGAUUGCAGUGAAAACCAAUAAAAGAAAACAAUAGGUCUUGCCGGUGCGAGUGCCCGGCAAUGAUAAGAUUGCUUCGAACCCAUGACAAAUGGACGGUACAUUACAGAACACAGGGCAAACCACAACCACUCGCUCACAACUACAUGUGGGGAGAAAGUGGACUGACCGUCACACAAGCACAUUGAUGUGUCCACAAAGGAUGUCAUAAAACAGCUGAGGCAGAGUAAUGUAAAUGUCACAAAGGUUUAUAGUAUUGUAUAAAAAAAAUUGAGAUAUCGAUAAUGUUUCGUUUACGAAACGGACACUGAGAAAUCUGUGCGGGAAAAUAAACAAGGAACGGGCACAGGAUGAUGUUAGGAAAAAACAUAGAUGUAUUUGCGGAGAUAGCUGCAAAGGACCAGUAAUUUGUGUUCAGGAUUCAGCCUGAUGCAGACGGCCGGAUCAAGAACUUGAUGUGGGCAACGAGGAGCAGUAGGAAUCAGUACAUCUAUUAUGGUGAUGUUGUAAACGUUUGACACGGGGCUGGCGUUUUGGCUCCGAACAGUACCCUGAAAAAAAUAUUAAAUGUUUUAAAUUCUGAAAAAAAAUUGUAGAUGAUCAUGCUGGUGUCGCAAGCAUGCUUGACAAUUUUCAUGCGGAACGGAGCAGCGGGGGUUCGUCGGUGAAAAAAAUAAAAUUGGGGUGACAUUUGGUCUUCGAUUUGUUUAUUUUGCGCAAGCCGAAAUGCUUAACCUUUUUGCCUCAAAAUUUACGGAUAGCAUUUGUAUGUGGCAAAGAUCACACAAAAAAAAUUGUCUCAAUUUUGUUGACAUUUGAAAAAAAUUUGGACCCGGGAGCCAAAUUGACCAAAUCUGUACGACAUGCCAUUCGGCUUGUUCGUCGGGGUGAACGACCACUUUUAGAGCAUUAUAUUAGCUGGGGUGCUUCUUCGGGGUGAGCAGAUGGAAAGCUUUGAGUGGGUUUGUAAAGAAUUUGACUGGAUGAUGGGUGGCACCCCUCCGGUGGCCAUCCUGACAGACCAAUGCAGGGCAAUGGAGGUUGCAAUUAAGAACACUUUGCCGACGACAGCUCAUCGAUGGUGCAAAUGGCACGUGCUGGAGAAAGCAAAGGAGACCUUAGGGCCAAUGUACACAAAGAUGAGUGAGUUCAGAGCUGAGUUCCAUAAAGUUAUCAACCACAUGUUGACGAUUGAAGAGUUUGAAGAGGCGUGGAAGAUGCUGGUGGAGAAGUACAGCCUGAAGACCCAUGUGUACAUGACCCAGAUAUACGAAAUCAGGCACAAGUGGGUGAAACCAUACUUCAAGUGUGUUUUCUGCGCAAAUAUGACCAGCCCGCAGAGAAGCGAGAGUGCGAACGGCAUGUUGAAGUCGUAUGUGCCGCCGGGGUGCCCAAUGCACAUGUUUGUGAAGAAGUACAUGCAUUUGCAGUUCUACAUCGACUCCGGAGAAAGCUAUGAAGAGAAGAGGACCAAAACUGUGAGUGUUCAGUUCUCAAGUGUGUGUCUGUUCGUACAGAGUAGACUGACCCGUCUCCGAAGAAAGCUAUGAAGAGAAGAGGACCAAAACUGUGAGUGUUCAGUUCUCGAGUGUGUUCGUACAGAGUAGACUGACCGUGUUAUUCGUGCAGGGUGAUGUAAUGCCAGUUCGGCGAUCUGUUGUACCAUCAUAAAAAUGACGAAUGUUAUCUGAAAGCAAUCUUUCUCCAA